AUGGCACACAACAGGCAGCGAGAAGGGAUGGCUUACUCGCGAUCGACUGAUGUCCAUCGCGUACCAGCGGGUCCUGACACAGAUACUCCAUCACCGGGGGCAUCUGUACCAGGAUCCGACGACACGCAAUGCACAUCAGCCUACGACGCAGCUGAUACCGCACUCUCACAGUAUUCACAAGAGCUAGUUAGGUUAGGAUCCUUUUCUUCGUGGCCGGUGGAUCAUUCAAUAGAGCCGAGGACAUUAGCAAAAGCCGGUUUAUAUUAUAGUGGAGAGAGUGAUGUGGUAGUAUGCUUCAGUUGCCAUGGGCAGUUAGGUGGCUGGAAUGAUAGAGAGUCACCCACGGAAAGGCAUUAUCGAGAGCACAAAGACUGCGCCUUUGCCAGAGAACUUUUCGAAAAAGAGAGGGAAAGUAAAAAAUCGUUUGACUGUGCCGAUUCAUUGAUACGACUGCCCGAGAACCUUCAUUGUACCGACUCUUCAUUGUCACCUUUUCAAAGAGAAAGCGUUUCUCCAUCAUCAAUAGAUGACAAAAAGAAGCAUGAAUUCAUACGCACGGAUACGUUUUGUGAGAAUUCCCGUAACAUGUCGAUGCAAUAUGUGCGGGGAAGGGCAAACGAUGCUGACCACGUGCUGCCGUCUUCUGGCACAUCAAAACAAGGCUACUAUAACGCCUCUUUCAUACAAACUAAUAACAUGUCAGGUCAGAAAACAUGGACAGGUGCGGGUUCAGUUUCUGUUCAAAUUUGUGGCCCAAAUUGUCCCAAAGAUUUGAACACUGAAAUUCACCGAAUCCACACCUAUUUCGGAUGGCCAGAUAACGUCCCUGUCACCCCUGGAGAACUGGCUAAACUUGGCUUCUUCUACCUGGGUGUGAGGGACAAGGUGGAGUGCGCGUUUUGUGGAGGGGUGCUUCACCAGUGGGAGAGAGGUGACGACCCCGAGGUGGAGCACAGAAGGCACUACCCACACUGUCCCUUCAUGCGGAACUGCGCCACUUCAAAUGUGCCACUACUCGUAGGCUCCGAC
Molecule: messenger RNA, 1029 nt
Organism: Branchiostoma floridae (Florida lancelet)
Lineage: Eukaryota; Metazoa; Chordata; Leptocardii; Amphioxiformes; Branchiostomatidae
Product: baculoviral IAP repeat-containing protein 3-like
Exons: 2
Biological process (GO): regulation of cell cycle
Cellular component (GO): cytoplasm; nucleus; spindle microtubule
Source: RefSeq, a predicted model, not a curated record